Messenger RNA from Boleophthalmus pectinirostris (great blue-spotted mudskipper), 4537 nucleotides. It is a transcript of the gene tsc22d1, whose product is annotated as TSC22 domain family, member 1. The transcript is spliced from 3 exons. Bases 692 to 3277 code for a protein of 861 amino acids. NCBI's taxonomy places the organism in Eukaryota, Metazoa, Chordata, Actinopteri, Gobiiformes, Gobiidae. The record is from RefSeq and is a predicted model, not a curated record. Gene Ontology annotation, biological process: regulation of transcription by RNA polymerase II.
CCCCUCCAGUCCCGUCACAGCGGAGCACAGCAGCGGCACAGGCUACACUGAACAGCGCUAUCGGGAGGACCAGUGAUACAGCAAAACCCACACCACCACCAGGACUCACUGGGAUGGAUUAAAGCUUUUUCACGACGGCGCUUGGAGGCCAUUUGAUACUUUAUGGAACUGUGCAUCGGAUAUAAGGUGGAUGGUUUUGAUUUUCUCUUUAUUUGAAGACAUCGAGCAGUGAAAACAUACAGCAGUCAGUGUUUAGCUGCUAGCCGGUGACUCCUCUAUCCGGCUAGCACCUAAAUUCAGCGCUGACUUACUCAGCAGCUUCUCCGUAACAGUACGAAGGGAUCUUACAAGUUGUCUUUAUGAAACCAUCAACAUGUUAGCGCUUGAUUAAAUCGUUUGAUCGGUUAACACCGGGAAACUUCCCAGGCAUCAGCUGACUUUAGCUUUAGCUGUUCAGCCAUCCGUCACUAGCCUCUGUCGCUUCUGAAGCUAACGCACAACAGCGGGCUGUGCAUGGGAGGCUGAAAUCAGCACCACUGACAAGAUAUUGAAAAGAGUCGCACAACAUUUGCUCCGAUAUUUUAUUUUUGAUUGUGCUGUCCAAACGUAGUUGUGUCAAAACGGCGCCCUCAACGAACUCUAAGUUUACUGCAUACUGUCAGAGACCGACAAACCCCCGGAUCAUCUCCAAAUGCAUCAUCCGGAGCCCGCCGCAGACUCUGGCAGUGGCAGGAAGAUGGCGCAUCAGGCCGUCUUCCAUCGGAGGGGUAGUAACACGGGCAGCGGGAGCGGCACAGUGCUGUCACCACCUGCAAACGCCGUGGUCAAUAAUAGCCACGUCACAGCGGAUGAGUAUCAGCCCGCCCUGUUGAUUCAGUGUCAGCCGCCCGCAGGCUCCUCUUCCCCGGGUCCACACCACCCUCCACCCCAAAGCCUGAACCUGCUCUCCCAGGCCCAGCCCGCCCAGGCCACCGGGGCUCUGACCAAGAAGAAGAGUGGUUUUCAAAUCACGAGCGUGACCCCAGCUCAGGUCUCUGUGAGUACUAACAACAGUAUUGCAGAAGACACAGAAAGUUAUGACGACUUGGAUGAGUCUCACACAGAGGAUCUUUCCUCCUCUGAAAUCCUGGAUGCGUCUCUUUCCCGGGCCAAUGAUGUUGUCGGAGCUGAGAGGAGUUCCUCUGAGGAGACUCUGAAUAACUUCCAUGAAGCAGACACCCCAGGAGCUGUAUCCCCGAACCAACCGGCCCACCCCCACUCCUUGCUCCAAACUUCGGCACACAGUGGAGCCAUGGUAAAUGGGACCGUACAUCACCACCACCAUCAUCACCAUCAUCAUCAACAACACCAUCCUAACCAAACCCAGGCCUAUGCUGGGAAUCCCCCAGCUGCUGGAGCUUUACCCAACGUCACCCUGAAAAUGCCUUCAAAUGUGGGGCCUGCUCAGGAGAGUGUUUCCCAGGCUGCCCCUCCAGGUGUGGGGGUUGCGGCCCCAGGAAGUGUGGCUGGAAUGCAGAGCUCUGCUGUGGGCACUGCAGUUAGCAUAGUUAAUCCCCAGAGCAGCAGUGUUAGUAAUGUGAAUAUGUUGAGCUCUGCCAAUGUGCCUGUGAGAGGAGGAAUUAGCACAAGCGCUAGCAGUAGCACGUCUGGUUUUCCUCUCAAUGUGAUAAGCAGCAGUGGGGGCAGUGGAGGUAACCUUACAACUAGUACUCAUGCCACCAUUAUUCAACAACAAACCAACCAAAACUCCAACAUAACAAUGACUCCUUCGAGUUCUGCUGCUGCAACCAGUGCCUCAGGAGGGAUUGGGACCAGAGCUGCUGCUGUGCCCCCUGUCAGUACCCCCCACACUGCUGCACCCCAACAAUCAGCCCCAGCCACCCACCCUGCCCCGGCCGUGGGCACCACCAGCUCUCGCUUCAGGGUGGUGAAGCUGGACUCCAGCUCAGAGCCCUUUAGGAAGGGCAGAUGGACUUGUACAGAGUUUUAUGAUAAGGAAACCCCUGCCUCUGCACCCAGCUCCUCUGCCUCUGACAGCAGCUCAGUUGGUGUGCGUCAGUAUGUGACCGAGAGCUUUGCUGGCCCCUCAGAUCGUGAGACCACCAGUGGCAGUUCUGUUAGCAGCAGUGUGAGCACUUUGAGCCAUUACACUGACAGUGUGUGCAGUGGGGAAUCCACACAGCACCCCCAGGACUAUGCCUCGCUCCCUGCGGGUUUUCAGCCUGUCGCCCCUGCAGCUGUGAACCACAUGUAUGCCCAGGACCCUCUGUCCCAGGUGAAGACCAGUGUGGCCCAGACGAACGUCCACCUCCCUACGUCUAUGACCGGACUCCAGUCCCAACAACUCACCUACGCUCAGGCAGUGGCAAGUCAGCCCACCGGCCCUGGCCCUGUCCCAGUUCAACCACAGAAAGUGAAUUACCCUGUCCCACAGCAGGCCACCCCAGGGCAGGGGAGACCUGAGUACACCCAACCUAUCUCUAAUGUGGUGGGUUCAGGUAACAGUCAGAUAGUGGGUGCUCCUCAGCCCACUCCCCUCCAGGCCCCUUCAGUGCCCACUCAUGUCGGGCAGUCUCACCUGGACGGCCCACAGCAGAAGCCACAGUCUCUUCCAACACAGAUCCAGACACCGAGCAUGGGCCCACUGUCAGCCACAAGUGUUCCUCCCCACAACCAUAAGAAUGACCCCCAAACUGCUGCUCUGACAGUCAGUGCCGGGGGGAGGCUUACCCAGGAUCCCAGCAUCGCCCAAGCUGCCCUAUAUGCUAGCCUGCCGUCCUUUACAACCACCCAGCUCCAGGAUGCCCAGAGACUCCUUCUCCAACACCAGUCUGCUCUGCUGGGACUGCCCAAGGUCCCAGGGACAGAGGCAGGGGGCGCUACUGCGGGACAAGAGGCUGAGGGCAACGCUGCUGCCAGUGCCUUAACAUCUGCCACCAAGACCGUAGAUGGAGAAGAGGAAGGUUCAUCUGGAGCCAGCGUUGUGGCCAUAGACAACAAGAUUGAACAAGCAAUGGACCUGGUGAAGAGCCAUCUGAUGUACGCUGUCCGUGAGGAAGUGGAGGUGCUGAAGGAGCAGAUUAAAGAGCUGAUCGAACGAAACUCACAACUGGAGCAGGAGAACACGCUGCUCAAGACCCUGGCCAGUCCGGAGCAGAUGGCCCAGUUUCAGGCCCAAGUUCAGAGCGGCUCGCCUCCACCCGCAGCCACCGCCACUGUCCCGGGACCACCCAUCCUCACGCAGCCUGCCUCUCACUCCUCUGGCCCCUCUGCGUAGCAUGGGCACAGACUCAUAGACUUUUUUUGUUUUGUUUUGCGCUCAAUACAGAGUCGCCCCUUGCCUAUAACAGCAUGAGUUUUUGUUUUGCUGUUAUGACAAGAUUUUUGCACAUAUUUAUCUCAGAGGGGAGGUGACCGGCAGCAGUAGAGGUGACAAUCUUGAAUGCUGUAUCACGAUUGGGGUGAUUGAAUUCCUGAGGAGAAUAAACCUGAACAUUUUGCCAAAAAAUACAAAAAAAUAAACUACACGGACAUAUCAGCUCGAAUGUCUUACCAACAUUAGUGACAACUUUAGGAAUUCACUGUGCCUGCGUCUGGAUUUUAAGAGAUGUCGAUUUUACUGAGAAAGUAGAGGAGAUAUAGGAUUGUAAUGGUUAACAGCUUGCUCCAUGAUGUAAAUACAACACUCUUUGGGCUAUUGUUACAGAAAAGGAGAAAAAUCAGCCUUGUUAUAGUGACAUAUAUUGAUGAAUGUGAUAGCGACACAAGAUCCCAUCUGGAAUGGGGUAGAAAAGCAAUGUUUUUCGGGGAGGACACUUUGAACAACACUAUACUGGCAACAUUGACGAUGUUACUUAAAACUAUAUUGGGUUGGUGGGAGGAACAAAAAUGUUUCUUACUGAGAUGACGAUCUAUAUUUUCAGUAUUUGACUUUCUCAUUUGCCCUGCGACAAAAAGCUCAACGUUGCUGUUAUCUCAACCUUGAAUUAAGUGGCAUGUCAUUUGAAACUGUAUUGGUCAAGGUUGAGAGAGAUAUUGGGCUUUACGCUGCAUAUUUUUUGUUUAAUUUUUACGAAAAGAGUGAUGGAAAGGAGGAUAAUGUAUAUUUCUGUACAGUGUAAGUACAUUGUAAUAUAGUGAGGAGGGGGAGAAACAACAAAUGAUAUUUAGGUCACGCAGAUAUGAGCGGGAACAUGGUCCAACUCAGUCUGUGUCUAUUUUUAAUGCUGAAUCUUCAGGACUGUCGAUCUAAAAGGACUAGGAUAUUUAAACUGCAGAUAUCUCACUACUGCAACAUUUCCACUUUUACCGAUGUAAUGCACCUUUUGUUUUUCUUUGACAGUGAAUUCUGGAUGAACCAUAACUGAAAAGAUACAAUUUUUUUUUUCUCUUUUUUUUGAUGUUAUCAGUUGUAUGCUCACGUUCUGUGCAUGUCUCUGCUAAACCCGGAUGAAGAAACUGUAACGUUCAAGCCACAAAUGCACUUGACAGCUGCACUUCAAAACUUUCAAUAAACGUGCUUCAAGAAGAAUAAUCA